Micropterus dolomieu (smallmouth bass) is the source of this 2693-nucleotide messenger RNA. RefSeq names its product CDC42 effector protein (Rho GTPase binding) 1b (gene cdc42ep1b). The transcript has 4 exons. NCBI's taxonomy places the organism in Eukaryota, Metazoa, Chordata, Actinopteri, Centrarchiformes, Centrarchidae. The coding region runs from base 818 to 1903 and encodes 361 amino acids. The record is from RefSeq and is a predicted model, not a curated record.
UCCAUCUGCUCCAGUCCACUUGUCAGCAGCAGAGCCGCUGCACGGUUGCGCUGCACUGAUGCAAAGUUCAUGUCCAAGCGGAAACAUACGGUGCGGACCGCAAACCACGGAAGAUGUAGAUGUGGUGAAGUUGUCUCUUUGCGAAUUGACUGCGCUCUGACUUUAUUUUAAGCUGGCCUUAAAUGAACUGAAUGAAAACACAGAAGCCCCCCUACCUGGCACCCAUUGGAGAACUAAGUGGAUUGAAGAAGGCAGAGAGCAAGUGAGGGAGUCAGGGUGGGAGGAAAGACAGAAGGGAUUAGGAGCUAAUCCAGUGCACGGACAAUCCUGCAGGAGCCUUAUCUUCCUUUCAGGAUGAUGCACAAAAAACAGUUGCUGGAUUACGGGACCUUACUUAAUAGCCCUUUUCAAGAAAGCGUCACCCUCCUUUUUCCUUUGCUCUGGUAACCUCUUAUAGGUCUGUGUCUUGGGUGCAGAGGGACCAGGAUACAGAGGUCAAAGAAGCGGGGCGUCAGGCCUGGUGACAGGAUGUCCAUGGUCAGUGUGGUGCCACACAUGGAUAAACCUCUUUAGUGGGAGACGGUGCAUGGCAGUGGACCCCCCGUCCUCUCUGCUUGGACUUUGAGGAAGACAUGUGCAGAACAACUUAUUGAAUGAGACACAGAAGAUCCUCUCAGAAGCUGGCGUCUGUUGAACACACGCAUAAAGGACUCACUGCCAUGGACCCUAAACUGGAAUUUAAACUUGACUGACAUGUAAUCAGAGCACAGACAGCCUCAUUCGAGUUAAAGGGAAAUUACACAACUUUUUGGUCACUAUGAGUCUGGGAAAACUGCCAGGGAUUAAAGGCCUUGUGUCUGGCUCUCAGGGGAAACGUCGUUUCAAGAGCGAGCUCUCCGUGGACAUGAUCAGCCCUCCGCUGGGUGACUUCCGUCACACUAUGCAUGUUGGUCGUGGCGGGGACGUGUUUGGUGACACUUCCUUCCUUAGUAACUACGGGGGCAUCAGGGAGCCAGGAAGUCCAGACUCAGCAAACAGCUCGAAGACAACUGGGUUCUUCACACGUACCUUUCGGCAUGUGCGCAAGAACUCUGGGGCGCGGCCGCGAGGGGGCUCCCGUGACUUGUCCUCCCCACCACCAGACAUCUCACCCAUAAUCAAGAACGCCAUCUCUCUGCCCCAGCUGAACAUGGACUCCCCCAAUGGGUGCAGACAGAGGGUGCUGUUUCCCAGCUCCAUCAGCUCAACAGAUGACGCCUUCUGCACAUAUGGUCUGCAAUCUGGGUUUGUCACGCUGCCCCGCCUCUCUCGCCUUGACAAACAGUUCCAAGAUGUAGACGUCCGGAAAGGGUGUAUACCGGACAGCGGUGGCAUCACACUGACACGCUCAGAGUCCCUCACUUCGUUCACUGUAGACCUCGGCCCUUCCCUUAUGACUGAGGUACUGAGCUUGAUUGACAACCCCAGCUGCCUUCAGAUGUCCAGCCAGGCAGCAGGUGAUAAAGAGGAAGGCGAGGAAGAGGAAGAAGAGGAUGACGGCUCUCUAACAGAGACGCCUGUGCAGAGCCCUGGGCUGAAUUCACCCAACCCAUCCAUGGGGAGCGGGUCAUUCAGCAGGAAGAUGGACAACAGGGGGCACUCUUGUAGCUCUGACUGGACAGAAAAGGAGGAGGAGCGGUCCUGGAAGACACCAGAUGUGUGCUCUGGGUCUCCUCAGAGAGUGGAGCCUGCCAUGGAGGCAGAAAGGUUCCAGAAAGCAGCUGAUGUGCUGUCUCGUCAUUAUGGCGGAGGGUCCUUUACAAAGGGAACGAGGAUGAGCAGCGACACCACCUCUCCUGCUUUCUCCCACAGCAGCAAAACAUCAUAUGCCUUUUCUGAAGAGGAAGAAGAGAUCAAAGUCUAGAUGUUGAAACUCUUAAUGAAAGAGAGCACAAACUUCAUUGAUACAAUAAAAUCAUUCAAAUCUACCAGUGACUGAAUUCUGGGUUCAUUUCAGGUCAGAGAGGCUGAACAAUAUGUACUAUUCUGUUGUUCCUCCAUUGAAACAUUCUUACUCUUCUCACAUGCAUCUAUAUAUUGUCAUUGGGUGUCAUUGAUCAGCUACCAGAUCCUGGUCUUUUUUGCAGGAUAGAUAGAUGACGCUGAACUUGACCCUGGACGUUCCCCCUCAAUCUGCACUACGUUGCUGCCGUGAUUUUAUCCAGAUUGUUUAAACCAUUCUGAAGCUCUAAGUCACUGAAUGAGACUUGUCAGGACAAAGUAUUAAUAAUGACUUUUUUUAGUCAGUCAGUAACAAAGAUUUUGUAUGUCCACCUGCAUUUAUUAUAUUCAUAGCAGUUGACUAAAUAUACUGGAGAACAAUGAACAAUGACUUCUAUUUUAUUUUUAUAUUUUUUCACGCUGUACAUAAUCACUCACUACAUAAUCAUGAUGUUAAACAGCAAAAUGUAUUUUACAUAAAUAAAGCCAUUCAGGUUCAUAGGUCUGAGGCGUCAAGCUGAACCUGAAAUUAGAGGUUUUGUAACAAUUGUGUUAAAACCUCUGCACAUAAAUCAUUUACAAAGCUUUCUGCAACCCCCUAAUCUAAAUUGAAAACUGUUUAUUAUGUACUGAUGUGUGGCAUAUUAUUAGUACUGUUGCUAACCUGUUACAAAGAAAAUGGAAAUGUAUAAAUUAAACCUUUGGUAAAUGGC